AUCAUGUCAAACCAUACAAACGGUACAAACGGUACAAACGGGCCACGAAACCAGCAAUUUCUCGCACAGUUCGCCCUUCCCUGGUUUUGGAACCCACGCAGCACAUCACGGUUCAGAUCCUGACAAGUGGGAUUUCGCCCCCAUUGUCCCUCCGAUCUCACUCUCCACCACCUUCAAGCAAAGUGCUCCUGGAGUUUGUCCGAAAUACGACUACUCUAGAGCAGGUAACCCGACCCGUACCGCGUUUGAGGAAUGUAUAGCAAAACUGGAGGGUGGCACCCACGCUAUGGCUACUAGCAGCGGCUUGGCGGCUACCAGUCUUAUCAUCAACCUUCUGAAGUCCGGAGAUCACAUUCUAUGCUGUGACGACGUUUAUGGAGGAACGAACAGAUAUUUCAACAAAGUGGUCUCUCGUUUUGGUAUUGAGAUUGACAUGGUGGACCCCACCGACUUGGUACACUACGAAACAAAAAUCAAGGACAACACUGCUCUUGUCUGGCUGGAAACGCCUACCAACCCAACGCUCAAGAUCUGCGACAUUAAAGCAAUUGUUGCAAUAGUGGAACGCAAAUUCGAAGGAAAAGAGAUGCCGAUCAUAGUUUCAGAUAACACAUUUGCUUCACCCUACUUCCAACGACCACUAGAGCUCGGGGCUACCUUAUCUCUCAGUUCGGUAACAAAGUACAUAAACGGACACACAGAUGUGUGCAUGGGAGUGAUCGCUACUAAAAACGAAGACCUCGCAGAACGGCUACGAUUCCUUCAGCUCGCUGUUGGCCCAGCCCCGUCACCAUUUGACUGUUACCUAGCUCUACGUGGAGCUCGUACUCUCCAUCUCAGAAUGAGGCAACAUGAGACCAACAGUUUGGCGGUUGCUAACUGGCUGGAGAAGGGAGAGAAAGCUAAAUAUGUCUCUAAAGUAAUACACCCUGGUCUGCCAUCUCAUCCUCAGCAUGAGCUUGCUAAACGCCAAAUGAAGGGAUUCAGUGGGAUGUGCUCCUUCGUGAUUCUGGGUGGAAUAGAAGAGGCAACUUUCUUGCAAUCCCUCAAGGUGUUUGCAUUAGCAGAAAGUUUGGGAGGUUACGAGUCCCUGGCUGAAUUACCAUCGGUGAUGACCCAUGCCUCUGUGCCAGCAGACCAAAGAGCGAAGCUUGGUAUUUCUGACAGCUUGAUUCGCCUGUCUGUAGGAAUCGAGGAACCAGAGGACCUAAUUGCUGAUCUGGCUCAAGCUUUUGACGUAGUGUACGCCAAGAAGCAAUGAACCUAGAAGUAGGUUAUGUAGCAAGAGUUGGUGAUCAUGUAGCAGGCUACUGUUGAAAGACCGACCUUGAAAGGUUGACACUUCGAUUUACUUUAAUUUAUACUGUAGCAUGUAGAGUGUAGUGUUAGUAAUAGUAAUACUUAAAUUAUUAACCGUAUUUAUCUUCUUCCUGAUUUAAUUUUGUAGAGUUUAGCAGAUGUAACACUAACAGGCCAUUAGAAAUAGUUACUGAUACAUUUGUGAGUUUUAGAAUUCUUUUGUUGCUGUAGUUAGGAAUGAUCCUAAGAUGCCGAACAGAUUUUUUUCUGUGCAAGGUAAUUGCAGAUUCCUGACCACUGUCUGCGUAAAUAGGUUUUAAUAAACAGUCAAUAAAUAGCUUUAUAAAACUAAAAAUUUUUCGUUAUUUUCGUCACAUUUAUUUUAUUUGAACUCACAAACUAUUCAUAAACGAAAUGUUAUUCAAAACUUUAGUAACUGUAAUAUUGUUAGGUUAUAAUAUAUCGUUGUUGUCAAA
Molecule: messenger RNA, 1775 nt
Organism: Bolinopsis microptera
Lineage: Eukaryota; Metazoa; Ctenophora; Tentaculata; Lobata; Bolinopsidae
Product: putative cystathionine gamma-lyase 2
Biological process (GO): transsulfuration
Cellular component (GO): cytoplasm
Molecular function (GO): pyridoxal phosphate binding; carbon-sulfur lyase activity
Source: RefSeq, a predicted model, not a curated record